GGCAAAAGAUAGUAAUAAAAUAGAGCUACUUUAGACAUUUGGCAUUGGCAAUGGCAAUCUUUCGACUUUCCAUGAAAUUUUCGUUUCUAAAACAGACGGAAAAGCAUAUUUGAACCCACACUGAUCUAUCCUUCCAUUUGGUGUACGAACUACGAACCAACAAACAAGGGAAGUUCUGUUCUGUUAUCGAGAAACUUGUUCAAUUUCUUCGCUCAAAAAUCAAUCUAAAAUAUAAACCCUAGAAAACUUGAUUUUAAACUGCUUCAAAUCCAUCGUCUCUACUCCUUAUCCCAGCGUUCUAAAUUCAUUCCAUUCACUAACUGCAACUCAGAUCACAACUCUUCAGGUACUUUUUGAAUGUCUGAUUCUGCAUCUGAGAUUAUGAUUGCGCCAACAGCGCCGAAGAGAAUAAAGCUCAGCGAGUCUGAAAAUGAAGACAGACUCGGUGAUUUACCCGAAACUGUUAUUCUUCACAUACUCUCAUUCUUGAAUGCCAAACAGGCUGUUGAAACUUGCGUUCUGUCCAAAAGAUGGAAGGAUCUCUGGAAACGUCUUCCAAAACUUAUUUUGUAUUCUAAUGACUAUCGAACUUAUAAGAUAUUCACCAAAUUUGUGUCUAAGGUUUUAGCUCUUCGCGAUUCCUCUAUGGCAUUGCAGGCCCUCGAUUUUAGGCGUCAAAAUGGUUGCUUGGAGCUUCACAUACUCAAACGGGUUGUAAAUUAUGCUAUUUCGCACAAUGUCCAGCAGUUAGGACUUUAUGUCAAUGGUGACAUUGCAGAAAUUCCGUCUACUGUGUUUUCUUGUCAGACUUUAACACAUCUUAAGCUUUCGAUUUACCCGGGUCUUAAUCGUGAAACAAUGUUUCCAAAAUCUCUUACUUUACCGGCAAUAACCAACUUGCAACUAGAGCAUUUUACAUUUUGUGUUGGCGAUAAUGACCGUGUCGAGCCAUUUUUGAACUUUAAUAGGUUGAAUAGUUUGGUUAUUUCGAAAUGUAGUGUGAGAGGUGGACAAACUCUUUACCUAUCAAAUGCGACACUUAUAAAUUUUACUAUAUAUGAUGACGGAGACAACUUUUACAAAGUUGAUCUAUGUACUCCAUGUCUUUGUACAUUUGUUUUUACCGGUACCCCAUAUCAGAGAAUUUCUGGGUGCAAUGCUUCUUCUCUUAAGCAUGUUGAUAUUGAUGCCGAUAUAUCUUCAUGUCCUGGUGACCCUCCUCUGUUUCUAUUUAGCUGGCUGCUAGAGUUUGCUAAUAUAAAAUCAUUGACAGUCUCUGCAGCUACUCUUCAGGUUCUCUCCUUACUUCCUAAUUUGUUGAAUAUUAAACUCCCUUCCUUGGUUAACUUGAAGUCAUUGAGAAUUAUUAUAAAAGCACUUGAAUAUGGAUUUCGCAAGAGACUGUGCGAUGUCAAGUUACGGAAAGUCAAGUCAAAGAAAGAAGCUGCUAGGUUAAGAAAAGCAUUUAAAAAAGGAUUGGAACCAUCUCCACUCGUACCUGAAGGAAUAGUGGACUUCUUGCUUCAGAAUUCACCCUCCGCAGAAGUUGACUUCAUAGAUGAAGAAAGGCUACCUCGUAGAGCGAGAGAUUUAUAAUUGGUACCUGGAAACUUUUAUUAGAAGAUAGGAAGUGAUCCAUUAUGUCGGAUGCAGCUCUUGAAGGAGUGAUACGAGGCAGUUAGGAAAAUUGGGCUGUGACUGUGUUUAACAGCCAAAUGAAGUGACAAUUAUUGAUUAAGUGGAGAAACUCUCUUGUUCCAGUCUGACAUUAAUUAAGUAAUAUUAGUGCUAGUAGUACAGUUACUGAAAUAUUGUUUGUAUAUAUGUUAUUUGAUGUUCUAAUGUUUCGGCUCAAGUUCAUUUAGAAGUGGUUAGAAAUUCCACCCUUAAGGUGGAUAAGUGGGAUGACUAAGGUUCGAGCCCCGGUCCCCUCCAUAUAUAAUGCAAUGUUCUGCUAAC
This is a messenger RNA of Trifolium pratense (red clover), 1959 nucleotides long. RefSeq names its product putative F-box/FBD/LRR-repeat protein At1g78760. NCBI's taxonomy places the organism in Eukaryota, Viridiplantae, Streptophyta, Magnoliopsida, Fabales, Fabaceae. Gene Ontology annotation, molecular function: protein binding. The record is from RefSeq and is a predicted model, not a curated record. The transcript is spliced from 4 exons. The coding region runs from base 358 to 1596 and encodes 412 amino acids.